Molecule: messenger RNA, 539 nt
Organism: Dendroctonus ponderosae (mountain pine beetle)
Lineage: Eukaryota; Metazoa; Arthropoda; Insecta; Coleoptera; Curculionidae
Gene: Obp-c16
Exons: 3
Coding region: 16-492 (158 amino acids)
Molecular function (GO): odorant binding
Source: RefSeq, a predicted model, not a curated record
CGCAUAUUGAUAGUAAUGAGUAUAAAUGAAAUAUUCGUUUGGCGAAAACUCAAUAUUGAUUUGAAAAUGAAGUCUCUUGUUGCUUUGUUCGUGUGUGCUUUCACUGCCACUGCUAUGGCUGAUGCAGAGAUCAACCAAAGCACAUUUGAAGCUGGCCGUAAUCGAAUCAUGGAAAUGUCGAGAACGUGUGACGAAAACCCUGCUACUGCUGUAGACCAGAAGGCCCUCGAAAAUUAUCUGGAAAGCAACGGCCCUGCCCCAGCUAACGCUGGAGUUCAUGCUCUGUGCAUCACCAAGAACUUGGGCUGGCAGAACGAGGACGGCAGUGUCAACAAACCACUCAUUACCGAAAAGGUGAAGGCCAUCUUCGGCAGUGUGGAUGCUAAAAUUGAACGGUAUAUUGAAGACUGUACAGAAGCAAAGGCAAAACCAGAGGAUACAGCUGAACAACUGUUGAACUGUUAUAGAAAGCAUUCACCCAAAACUGAAUAAAUAUGGAUGUGCAGACGGCUGUGCUUAAUAAAAGAGUGUGCAUUUUU